AUGUCGGAUCUGAAUGCAAAUGAGAAUGAGAGGGAAGCAAACCUGAGUGCUUCCGAAGUACUACGAGCAGCUAAACAUCAAUUAAUUGAUGACCUUGUGCAGAAUCCUUCGGGUCGCCAUCGUAACUAUAAUGAAGGGGGAUGUACCAUAGAGCAAUUCAAUCGAAUGCACCCUCCUUUAUUUGAUGGAAGAGGCGAUCCAAGUCUGGCAGAGGAUUGGAUUCAUGACAUUGAGGAGAUUUUGCGGGUCUUAACCUGUACAGAUGAGCAAAAAGUGGCGUACGCCACAUUCAAGCUUACUGGGGAAGCAAAGAGCCAAUUCCGUGAGGAUAAGGCUAUGGAAUUUGCCACCUUGAUUCGAAAUUUCUCAGAAAUUGUGAAUAAGGCCAUAGUUUUUGAAAGAACCCUCCAAAGAAGCACUGCAUUACAUGAACAAAGGAAAAGGACUACUCCUACUGGGUACCAUUCUGGCAUAGACCAGGGACCAUGGAAAAAGAGGAAUGAAGGUAGUAGCUUGGGAAAAAGGCCGGUUCAGGGUAACCAACAACCCUAUCAGUGUAGGACAUGCAAUCAAGUGCACUCCGGAGAGUGCAGAAAAGGGGCAGGAUCGUGUUUUCGUUGUGGCAAAUCAGGACACUACAUCAAGGACUGGCCAAUGCAAUUGGGUAGCAACAAGGCGACCAUACCGCCACCUCAGAGAAGUGAAGUUCCAGCACGGGGUAGCAACCUACGUCCUACUGCGCUUGCACGAGUUUUUGCAUUAACACCUAGAGAGGUUAAGGAUAGGAAUGAUGUGAUCAUUGGGUUGAAAGUAAGGUUGGUUCCACCCAUCAUAUCUGCCAUUCAGGUUGGAAAAUUGUUACGUGAUGGUUGUCAGGGAUUCUUAGCCUAUGUGGUUGAAGCACCAAAGGAAGAAUUGAAGUUGGAACAAAUACCUGUUGUGAGUGAAUAUCAAGAGGUUUUUCCAUAA
This is a messenger RNA of Juglans regia (Persian walnut), 969 nucleotides long. RefSeq lists its product as uncharacterized. The transcript is spliced from 4 exons. Bases 1 to 969 code for a protein of 322 amino acids. NCBI's taxonomy places the organism in Eukaryota, Viridiplantae, Streptophyta, Magnoliopsida, Fagales, Juglandaceae. Gene Ontology annotation, molecular function: zinc ion binding; nucleic acid binding. The record is from RefSeq and is a predicted model, not a curated record.